CCAGCCAUGAAAAUCGUCCAUAAGCUUCUUGGUAAAGUGUGUAUAUAAAGCGGGUUUCACAAACAACUCCCAACAAUCAGGGGGAUAACGAUCGAGGAGAUUUCAUUUCUUGACUCAGAAACUGACAGGAUGGGCUGCACUAAGAUUGCCGUGCUUGCGUUGGUGCUGUGCUGCGUUGAGCGCUGUCUCUCCGCCUCUUGUGUGGUGGAUAGCUUCACAGUGAAACAGGACUUUGACCCCAAGAGGUAUGCCGGGAAGUGGUUCGCCCUCCAGAAGAAAGAUCCGGAAGGUCUUUUCCUUCAGGACAACAUCUCCGCUGAGUACACCAUCGACGACGACGGCACCAUGACUGCCUCCUCCAAGGGCCGCGUCACCCUCUUUGGCUUCUGGGUUGUCUGUGCUGACAUGGCCGCCCAGUACACCGUCCCAGACCCCAAUAACCCGGGCAAGAUGUUCAUGAACUACCAGGGACUGGCCAGUUACCUGUCAAGUGGAGGCGACAACUACUGGGUGAUCGACACCGACUACGACAACUACGCCCUGACCUAUGCCUGCCGCUCGGUGAAGGAGGACGGCAGCUGUGAGGACGGCUACUCCCUGGUGUUCUCCAGGAACCCCCGCGGCCUGCCCCCCGCCAUCCAGCGCCUGCUGCGCCAGAAGCAGGAGGAAAUCUGCAUGGUGGGCCAGUUCCAGCCCGUCCUGCAGUCCGGAGCCUGCUAGACACACACACGCAUAGAGACACACACACAUAGACACACACAUAGAGUCACACACAUAGACAGACGCAUACACAGACAGACACAUAGGCACACGCACGCACACACACACACACACACACGCACACACACACACACACACACGCACACACAUGCACACACACACACACACACACACACACACACACAGAAGCACAUAUAUUUAGACAUUGACAUACAGAAGAUGAGGAUGUGGGUGGUUUGUAGAGUGAGAGUGGGAGAGAGAGGGAAAGAGACUGAGAGGGACUGGGGGAGAGGGGAUGGCUGAGAGCAGAGCAGACUGGUUGGGGGGAGUAACAGAGAACUGAUCAUCGGGGUCUGUGUCAACUCGGCCCAGGUGGAGGUGGAGGUGGAGGAGGUGGAGUAAGGCCAGGGUCAGUGGACGCGGCGUAAGAAAGGCCAAGUUGGAGAAGCGUGAGAGGGAAAGGUGUAGCGACUCCUUCUCCUCUUUCUCCUCCACAACCCUGCUCUUGUGUUUGUUUGGCGCCCGUUCUCUGGGACUCUCCAGGGGCUUGGGGUAGGGUUGCUGCUCCGCUGCUCUGAGUGCAUUUCAAUGAAUAAAACCUUUUUCUAAACAAAGAA
Gadus morhua (Atlantic cod) is the source of this 1337-nucleotide messenger RNA. It is a transcript of the gene rbp4l, whose product is annotated as retinol binding protein 4, like. Gene Ontology annotation, molecular function: retinol transmembrane transporter activity; retinoid binding. Bases 130 to 720 code for a protein of 196 amino acids. NCBI's taxonomy places the organism in Eukaryota, Metazoa, Chordata, Actinopteri, Gadiformes, Gadidae. The record is from RefSeq and is a predicted model, not a curated record. The transcript is spliced from 5 exons.